AUGUCUGCGCCCAGAACGAUAGCGUUGCUGAUCUUCCAGCUUUCCGCGCUAACACUGUUUGGUCCUGUUGCGAUACGUUCGGACGAAGGGUUGAAUCUUGAAGAUGAUAACUUACCCGAAAUUGCAAUUAUUGGUGGCGGCAUUGGAGGGACUACAACAGCAUAUUACCUGAGGAAGCUGUUUGGAAACAAAGCCAGCAUUGACCUGUUUGAAGCCAAACAGAUAGGUGGUAGAGUGUCAACUGUGGUUGUGAAUGGGCGUGAAUAUGAAUCUGGAGCCUCCAUCAUUCACCCCAGAAACCAGUACAUGGUCAACUUCACAAAAUUGUUCGGUCUGAGAAAACGUGAAGGACAUUCUGAAAAAUUAGCUAUAUAUGAUGGAAAGAAGUUUGUCUUCACGGGUAGCAAGUUCAACAUUGCUACUAUGGCCAAGAUGUUCUGGCGUUAUGGGAUGGAUGUCUACAAUAUAAAUUCUUGGGUUGAGAACAUUUUGGACAAGUUUGAAAGGGUUUACCAUCACUUAGAAGAUGGAAUUGCAUUCUCUACAGUUGAAGGUCUGCUUGAAUCUAUGGAUGCUAGCUUUGUUGAUCUUACCAAAAAAACAAUUAGAGAAGUUCUCAAGGAGGAUGGAUUCUCAGAUUUGUUUAUCGAUGAGCUAGUGACAGCUGGUAUGAGAGUGAAUUACGCACAGGGUGCAGAAGUGCAUGGAUUUGUAGGUAGUGUCAGCUUGGCAGGGGCGCUCCCUGGGCUGUUUUCAGUACAUGGAGGCAACAGACUGGUGCCGGAGAGAGUUCUUCAGGCUUCCCAGGUAAACUACCUACCAGCUGAGGUGACUAAAGUCUCGCUGGUCCGAGAUCAUAACAACAACGUCAGGUAUGAUCUCAGUUUUCAGCACAGUGACCUCCCCCAUGGGGCGGAACCCAUGUCCGUUACGAAACAGUAUGAUGUUGUUGUCAUUGCAGCACCACUGCACAAACGUGUGAGUGACAUCGCAUUCUCUGGAUUCCCAAAACCCAUUCGCUACGCUCAAGAGGAAUUUCAUAGAACUGUUGCAAAUUUUGCUUUAGGGUCCGCCAAUAUCUCCCACUUUGGUAACUAUGGCAUGGGGGACUUUCCUACAGCCAUACUCUGCAACAAUUUGGAUUUGUUUUUUAAUUCCUUUGCUCAGAAUACACCUGUGGAUUUUAGUUCUGAGCGGGAUAGCAUGGAAUCUGAGAAGGGUUCAGUGUGGAAGGUAUUUUCCAGUACCCCACUGUCUGAGGAAGAGCUUUCGCAGCUUUACGAGGUCCACAGUAAGACGAGCGUUGUUGAUUGGUUAGCAUACCCAGAAUACACACCAACAGAAACUCUGCCGUCGUUCGUGCUGUAUGAUCAGUUGUAUUACGUCAACGCAAUAGAGAUGGCAGCGUCUGCCAUGGAGAUGAGUGCAAUUGGGGGUAGGAAUAUCGCACAGCUAGCCUUUAACCAUUGGCAUGGUUUGUUUGAUAAAAUAGAUGAAAUCAAGGAUGCACCAAGUCAUGAAACACCAACCAGUGAUAAAGAUGAAAAGAAGACUGAGUUAUAGUUAAAAGUAAUAUUUUAUUCUUGUGAAAUUGUUGAUGUUUAUUUUGGAUAAAUAUUGGAGGUGAUUUUGAGAUUUUCUCACUUAUACACGUAACAAAUUAUUUGUUGUGUUGCCUGUUACUGUAGUUCAGCUGAUUGUUUGUCAUUAUAAGUGAAUGUUAUAUCAUGUCAUUAGGGAUUAAAUUUUACUUUAAUUUGCCGCAGAGACCUAAGAAUAUGACGAUGUUAAGCCUUUUCUUGUUAUGUGUAAUCAAGCUGUACUUUGAUUUUCUGUACGGACUAACAGAUAUCACUUACUGUAUAUGUCAUGAGUAAUCAAGUCUUAUUUUGAUUUUCUGUAUGGACUAACAGGUAUCACUUACUGUACAUGUCAUGAAUGAUGAGUAAUCAAGUCUUAUGCUGAUUUUUUCUGUAUAUCACUUACCGUACAAGUCAUGAGUGAUCAAGUUUUACUUUGAUUUUCUGUAUGGACUAAGAGAUAUCACUUAUUGUUCAUGUCAUGCAUGAUGAGUAAUUAAGUCUAAUCUUGAUUUUUUUGUAUGGACUAACAGAUUUCACUAACCAUACUUCAUGAGUAACCAAGUGUAACUUUUAGUUUUCUGUAUGGACUAAGAGAUAUCACUUAUUGUACAUGUCACGAAUGAUGAGUAAUCAAGUCUUACUUCAAUUUUCUGUAUGGACUAAGAGAUAUCACUUAUUGUUCAUGUCAUGCAUGAUGAGUAAUCAAGUCUUACUUUAAUUUUCUGUAGGGACUAAGAGAUAUCACUUACUGUAUAUGUCAUGAAUGAUGAGUGAUCAAGUCUUACUUUAAUUUUCUGUAUGGACUAACAGCUUUCUCGUACCAUAUGCAUUAUGAGUAAUCAAUAGAACUGUGUAAAGUUUUGUCUUGUUACGUGAACGAUGAAGUCCUUCUUUUGUGGCAGUAGGUCAUGACUUUUUCAUUUGGAUAAAAUGUCCAUCUCCCUUGUUUAAUGAGGCUGUAUGAUAUCUCAUGCUGUCAGGAGAAUUUUAGGUACCAGGUUAUUUUUUCUUUGUAUAAAUAGAAUAUAUAGAAGUCAUUAAACUUGCCUUUCACAAGCAUGACAUAUGCCUUUAUAAUUGGCCAAGGGUUAGCGGUUUACUCUGAGUAACCCUCUUAGGUUCGCCCACAAUAUACUGGCCACCAUUUUGCAAGUGCAAAAUUCUUAAGUAUGGCAUUGAAGUAGAGCAAAAAAAAUAAUAAAAAUUUACUGGUCAGAUUCACAAAUAUGUGAUAAACCUCAUACUGUGUUCUAUCCUUUAAUAACUGUGCAUUCCAUUAGCUGUAGACAUUGUUGUCAUGGUUUAAUUUUACACUUAUUUAAAUGUGUACAUAUUUAUAGAAGAAUGUAAUUUUUUUACGUGAUUAGGGUUUGAUUUUUCUCAG
Molecule: messenger RNA, 2967 nt
Organism: Liolophura sinensis
Lineage: Eukaryota; Metazoa; Mollusca; Polyplacophora; Chitonida; Chitonidae
Product: prenylcysteine oxidase 1-like
Exons: 5
Coding region: 1-1563 (520 amino acids)
Biological process (GO): prenylated protein catabolic process; prenylcysteine catabolic process
Molecular function (GO): prenylcysteine oxidase activity
Source: RefSeq, a predicted model, not a curated record